AUGGCGAUCGACAAACUCAUCACGGACCCGACGCUGGUAGCAGCCGUCCAAAUCUCGAACCAGUCGCGCGACCAAGCCAACAAGCUCAUCGAGCUAAUAAAUUCAGUCGAGAGCAGUCUCAGCAGCAGCGAGACUACAGCGGAGGAUAGCGCUGCCGGUGCUGCUCCCACACCCACACCGGAGCAAAAGGCCAAGGUGGCCAAGCAGCAGGCCCUCUUCCUCGCCAGCAUCGCCCAGCUUCGCGGUGUGCACCGUCACGUCACGCUCGCGGCGCGCGACACAAAGGCCCAGACCGCCGAGGCGAGACAAGAGGUUGACAGGCUGCAUUUGCAGCUUCAGAACUUGUACUAUGAGCAACGGCAUUUGCAUGAUGAGAUUGCCGCGUGCGAGGGAUACGAGCACAAAUAUCAACAGCUCCCUCUCAUGCCGGAGGACGAGUUCCUGGCCAAGUACCCCGAACAUGCGGACGAUGACGAGAACACCCUCAUGUUUGCGAGGAUAGAUGCCGAGCGCGUCGACAGGGAAGGGCUGGAGCAGCAGAGGCAGGAGCUGCUCAAGCGCAAGUCCAAACUUAUUGCUGAUAAUAAGCGACGCAAAGACGAUUUGGCUAAUCUUGAUAAUGACCUCGAGAAGUUUAUCGAUGCCGCGAAGCCGAUCCAGAAACUCUUUGAAAAGGAACAUUAG
Messenger RNA from Geosmithia morbida, 684 nucleotides. Its product is annotated as THO complex subunit 5. Bases 1 to 684 code for a protein of 227 amino acids. Gene Ontology annotation, biological process: positive regulation of DNA-templated transcription, elongation; mRNA export from nucleus. The transcript is spliced from 3 exons. NCBI's taxonomy places the organism in Eukaryota, Fungi, Ascomycota, Sordariomycetes, Hypocreales, Bionectriaceae. The record is from RefSeq and is a predicted model, not a curated record. Gene Ontology annotation, molecular function: mRNA binding. Gene Ontology annotation, cellular component: THO complex part of transcription export complex.